Molecule: messenger RNA, 3108 nt
Organism: Episyrphus balteatus (marmalade hoverfly)
Lineage: Eukaryota; Metazoa; Arthropoda; Insecta; Diptera; Syrphidae
Exons: 3
Coding region: 1-3108 (1035 amino acids)
Source: RefSeq, a predicted model, not a curated record
AUGCAGGCAGUAGAAGUUCGACAUUGCACUUCGUCGAAGUGCACCAGGCAAGAUGAUGAUUUGAUGGUGUCUUGCGACAAGUGCAAACGAUGGUGGCAUUAUGAUUGUCAUAGUUUUGAUCCCGACAAAUAUGACACGUUAACUCCAUGGUUCUGCGAAGAAGAUGAUUGUGUCUUUCAAGAAGACAGUACUUCCCAAGAUGUGAGUCACAGAGAGUCUUUGGCUGCAUUAGCAAAAGAAGAUGAUGUUGUUCAAAAUGUGGAUAUUAUUAUUGAAGCUGCUGCUGUUGCGCAAGCUGCUGUAGCACAAAGAGACAAAGAGUUGGUUGAGCUCCGAGCUGAACUUGCUGAGACAAAGUUUAAACUUUCAAAAGCCUCUUCUGCUCUUCCCUCCGGCUCUAAACCUCUAAAACCAUCUGUAAAUGCUACGAGUUCGACUAAGCUGGAAAUAAUUAAAAAAAUUCAAGCGAAUCACAAAGCACUGCUAAGCAAAGAGACAAAGACCUCUUCUGCUCUUCCCUCCGGCUCUAAACCUCUAAAACCAUCUGUAAAUGCUACGAGUUCGACUAAGCUGGAAAUAAUUAAAAAAAUUCAAGCGAAUCACAAAGCACUGCUAAGCAGUACAUUAAAACAAAACAUCGAUCAAAAUCAGUCUUCACCGUUUCGAGAUAUUCCUCCUAAGGAUUCAGGGGCUCGUGAUAGUUGUUUCCGAGACCAAGAUAUGGCAACGCUUCUCACAAUUCUUAAUCGCAACAAUGUGCAAGAAUUACCAAGUUUCUCUGGCGAGAAUAAAAGGGAAUGGCCAUACUUUGAAGAGGUCUACAAAUCGACCACAAUUGAGGGAAGGUACAGCGAUAAAGAGAACGUUGCUCGUUUAAGAAAAGCAUUGAAAGGGGAGGCAUAUCAUAUGGUGAGUGAUAGAUUGAAGUAUUCAUCAGACGCAGAUGCAAUAAUGGACUCGCUGCGCACAAUGUUUGGGCGUUCAGAUGUUCUUGUCCAUGAUUUGACUGCCGAGUUGUUGAACCUCCCAAAACUUUCGUCAAAAUGUGAUCCAAAGCUUCGCAUAUGGGCUGUCAAAAUUAAUGGGUUCGUAGCAGAUUUGAAAUCUAUAAAUAAAGAAGAAGACCUGACAAAUGGGUACGUUUUAACUUGUCUGGCUUCGAGGUUAGGUGCAAGUCUCUACCAAGAAUGGCAAAAACGGAAGUCAGGUUUAUUGAAUGUCAGUAUUCAACAAUUUGCCGAGUUCUUAACAGAGAAAGUUAUUGACCUACCACCUGAUUUAUUGAAGGUUGGAUCUGAACAAAAGAAAGCUGUCAACAAAACAUCCAGAGUCCUCUUACACCAACCUGCUUCUGUGUCUACGAACGAUUUGUGUUGCAAGUGUAGUAAAAAAAAGCAUGUUUUAUCUGAAUGCGAUGAGUUUUUGGCGUUGACACCGAUUGAAAGACAAGCUUUUGCUCAGGAGAAGUCUAUUUGUUUUACUUGUCUGAAUCCAUCUCGACAUCAAUGGAAAGUGUGUGCCAAAAAACGUUCAUGUGGUAUUGAAGGUUGCAGUAGACGUCAUCAUCCAUUGUUGCACACGUCAGCAAAUACUAGUAGCACCGAAUUGAAUUCAUUAGCUGUGCCGUUUGUACCGCAACCACAUAUUCAUUCAUCUCACGUUGGGUUUGAUGUGUCUAUAUUGUUUAAAAUAGUCCCCAUCCGGAUUUAUGGCAACGGUGACCUAUUUGUAGACACAUAUGCUUUCUUGGAUGACGGUUCUUCCUUGUCGAUGGUUGAUGAAGAACUGUUUCAUGAACUUGGUUUGAAUGGGCAAUCUAAAAAACUCACAUUACAAUGGACAAAAGGCGUUUCUCGAGUUGAAGAUUGCAAGAAAACUACUUUUUCUGUUUCUGGUAUACAAACUCGCAAGAGGUAUGUUUUGCAGAACGUAUACACAAUCAAGAAUCUAGGGCUGGCUAGCCAGUCCAUCGAUGUUACGCAUUUGAAAAGUUUAUAUCCGCAUCUCAGAGGACUGCCACUUGUUGAUUUGGUGGACGCUCGACCGAAAAUCCUGCUUGGCUUGGAUCAGGCGAAAUUUCUGUUAGGUCGAGGCCAACGCCAUGGCAAGGAUGACGAACCACAUGCCUUAAAGACACUUUUAGGCUGGAUAGUGUACGGCAGAUCAGCUCCGUCAAUGGCUCUAUCCUGUUUGGAGCCAGCAUCAAAACCUUCUAUGAGAGUCAUGUUUCACGAAGCCAUAAGAGAGGAAGCAGACCUGCACGAGCUUGUUCGUCAUCAUUUCACCACUGAAGAAUUCGGUGUUAUGGCCCCAAAAGGUGAAUUUGUUAGCAGAGAAGUAAGUCGAUCCAUAGAUAUUAUGGAACAGUCUUUAAAGCAAGUGGGUACACAGUAUGAGAUUGGUCUUCUGUGGACUUCAGAUGAUGUAAAACUUCCCGACAGUUUUGGUAUGGCAUUCAAACGCCUUAUUUCUUUGGAGAAGUCUUUAAAGAAGAAUCCCCGACUUAUGGAAUGGCAGAACAACUAUUUUCGCGAAUUGCUCACAAAAGGCUAUGCCAGAAUUGCGUCGCAAGAAGAAUUGAAAAAGGAUUGGCCUAGGGUGUGGUACGCACCAACGUUUAUUAUAGUUAAUCCUAACAAGUCUCCUCCAAAGCCGAGAUGUGUGGCAGAUGUGGCGGCUAAAGUCAAUGGCGUCUCUUUGAAUACUUAUUUAUCAAAGGGACCUGAUAAUUUAGUUCCACUGCAUGCGGGUCUGUUCAAGUUCCGAGAGCGUGAAGUAGCGGUGAAUGGUGAUGUGCGAGAGAUGUUUCAUAGAAUUCGCAUAAAGGCCGAAGACCAACAAUGCCAACGUAUUCUGUGGCGAGAUGGAGACACAACUAGGCAGCCAACUGUUUAUAUCAUGGAAGUAAUGAUGUUUGGGCCAAGGUGUUCCCCAUCCUGCGCGCAAUAUGUAAAAAAUGUUCACGCCAACCGUUUUAAAGCUGAGUGUCCCGAAGCGGUUGAUGGGCUAACAAAACGGACAUAUGUCGAUGACUAUUUUAAUAGCCACAACUCUAUGGAAGAAGCCGUAAAAGUCACGAAAGAUGCCUUGCCAGAUGCCGGAGGAUAA